UCAGGGACAAAGAUGACCAGAAAAUUGAUGGAUGGAUGGAUGGAAUAAAAAAAUGUCAAAGGUCACCAGAGGUCAACCAAAAUCAAACAACAUUGGAGAGGUUCUGUUGGUUCUGGAGGCCCGACCCGGAUCAGCCCCUGGGUUCUGGUUUUGGAGGAAGUGUGAAUCAAAGCUCUUUUUAUAGUUUGUGAAAGUGGCUCUGCUGAGGGGAAUCGUCUCACUUCUUCAUUUCCAGCCGACGGAGACGCAGAUCGCUCCCGCAGACCCAGAUGUCCCGCUCAGUGCUGCCCCUGCUGGUCACUCUGAGUCCGGCUCUUCUCUUCCUGCUGCUCCCUCGCGGCUCCGUGACGCAACAGGAACUGUGGGAGGACUACAAAUAUGGCCGCCACAGCGCCGAACCGCUGCAGCACAACUGCAGCUGGAGAUGCAUGGUGUUCACCCUGCAGUGGCCGGGGGGGUUCUGCCAGUCUUUGUACAAAGAGACUCAGUGCACGAUUCCUGAGAACAUCAGCAGCUGGACCAUCCACGGCCUCUGGUACCAAUCCUUCAGCUACCAGCCUCUCCACGUCCAGUCCUGCUGCACCUGCUGGCCCAUCUUCUACUCUGACCUCCAGGAGGUGGAAGAGGAGCUGUUGGAGUUCUGGCCAUCGCUCCUGAAAAACAAAUCGUGCUUCCGUUUCUGGAAGGAGGAAUGGCUGAAACACGGCUCUUGCGCUGCGUGUGUUGAAGGAUUCAACUCUCCUCUGAAAUAUUUCCAGAUCUGCCUGAAGCUGCGCCACCAGUUUGAUCUGUACAGGAUGCUGGCGGAAGCAGGAAUCACUCCGUCCUGUGACCGACUCUACAAGGUUGCGGAGCUGCAGCAGGUCCUGCUGCCGCAUGUCGGAGAGAGACAUGAGAUCCAGUGCGUCAAAGACCAGCAGGACAGGCAGGUUCUGUUCCAGGUGAAGGUCCAGCUGACCCGGAACCUGACUGUCGGCUGUGGUCACCAUGGCGACGGCGGGCUGGGACCCGGACCCUCUCCGGGCCACCCCUGCCCUCCAGACGCUCCUCUCUACUACUUCCCCAUCAACCACCAGGAACCGUGGCGGCCCUGUGGCUGACCCGGCCCGGCCCGAUCCGAGAUGUUCUGGAACGUCCUGCUCUGCUUUCCCUCCAGUUCGGACUCGGAACCGCUCAGAAUCAGAUCGAUGUUUGUUUUCGCUAAGCAGCAUUAACUCUUGUUCAAUCUAAUAAAAGGCUCCAACAGUC
Gambusia affinis (western mosquitofish) is the source of this 1248-nucleotide messenger RNA. It is a transcript of the gene rnaset2l, whose product is annotated as ribonuclease T2, like. Gene Ontology annotation, biological process: RNA catabolic process. Gene Ontology annotation, molecular function: RNA binding; ribonuclease T2 activity. The transcript has 10 exons. The record is from RefSeq and is a predicted model, not a curated record. NCBI's taxonomy places the organism in Eukaryota, Metazoa, Chordata, Actinopteri, Cyprinodontiformes, Poeciliidae. The coding region runs from base 270 to 1100 and encodes 276 amino acids. Gene Ontology annotation, cellular component: extracellular region.